AUGUUUUCUCCGCGUGGCGGCCCGAGUUCGGCCCGCCGGCAGCAGAGCAGAACACCCGCCAGGAGAACGUCCAGCAGCCUUCUGCUCACCCCAAGGAGGACGACUCUAUCGGGGAGACCGACGCCCACUCGUGAUCAAAGCAACGCCCCCUCGGACGGCCUCAACUAUGACGUGCAAACGUUCGGUUCUUCACUCCCUGUCAAAGUGAUGGAAGUGCUGACUGUGCUUAACGCUGAGGAGCAGAUAUCUGUGAAAGUGAGUGAGAGUGGCUGGGCCUGGAUGGUCUGCGGAGACAGACUCAUCAUCUGGAAGAUAUCCCAGACAGCAGUGACCAAGCUGAGUGUGUGUAAAGAGCUUCAGCUGCCCAACAGCCAGUACAACUACACAGCCGACCAUGUGGCCGUCACGUCGACCGGGCCAUUGGAAGUAGCGCCAGUGCAGGGGUUGUCUGUGCUGGCCGUGGCUGCCGAGGGCACCGCUCGCUUGUGGCCCAGCUUGUCUCAGGAGGGCAACUAUUCCGAGGCUGACCUGGACUUGGGAGAUCUGUGUUCCUUUGUGGUGACAGUCACAGACGGCAGCUUUGUGGUGUCCUCGGCUAAAAGUCGCAUGUUGCGCGUUGCAGCAGAUGCUUCAGGAAGGCUUCAGUACCGAGCGCUGCAACAGGGCCAGGGCAUGUUGUCCGGCAUCGGGCGCCGAAUGUCCAGCCUGUUCGGCAUCCUGUCUCCCCCUUCAGACGACGAUCUGCAAAGCUUGUUGUGGGUGGAUGCUACCAGCUCCCUCUACGCGCUGACUAACUCACGCCUCAGCAAAUGGGAAGUGGACGAGAGCUCGGAGCAACAGACGGUCAGCUGGGACACCCAGCGAGCUCUGACCGAAAGCAUCACCGACGCCAUUUGGGGUUCGGAGGGUAACUACGAGGAGAUGCGAAGCGGCAUCAACGUAUCUUUUCUGGACAUGAAGUUUAGCCAGACCGGGUUGGUAAUACUGGCUGCCGCCUGGCACCCAUCUGACACGCCCUGCCUUGUCUACUAUGUCCUGGUCACCGUGCAGGACCUCGGUGCCGCCAUCUCUAACCAGUUCAUUGUGGAAGUCAGCAACUUCAACCCCAACUUCCAGAACAAGUCAGAGCUGUACGCCACACGUCUCUUGCUACCACCUUCUCCUGGCACCACCGCCUUCCUCUACAACAGGGAGCUCGUCUUCGCCUGUUCCACAGGAAGCAGCAGGGUGAACUUUCCUGACGAGAAAAUCCUUUUCAACUCGCCUGGUGAUGGCGUGCGCGGUGGUGGCUGCUGCGCCAACCUGCCCGUCUUCUUCUCUCUGAACAGCGGCUUGGUAGCCGUGGUGGCCCGGGAGCGCGCCUCGAUCCUGCCCGAGACCGUGGAGGACUCGCUGUGCUCGUCUCUGGCGGCAAGACCGGAGGUAUCCGUGAUGGAGCAGCCCAGCCGAGCUGAGCCGGUACCUCAAGAGGACAAACCUAGGCUCCUGAAGGCAGCGUUUCUGCAGUUCUCCCGUAACGAUCUCCUGGGUGCUCAGGCACUUAUCGACGAGCUCUUCUCGACUGGUGACGAUGAGGUGGAGGGCGGCGAACUGGACGCCAUGGUGACCCAGAUCGACCUGGACCUGCUGGAUGACUACCCAGCUUCAGACCCCCGUUGGGCUGAGUCUGUGCCUGAUGAGAUCGCUGGGUUCCCACUGACGUCCCUCAUCAUUCUCCAUCAAUUGGAGGACAAGAUGAAGGCCCACAGCUGCUUCAUGGACUUCCUUCUGCAGGUGGGCCUCCUGGAGCGUCUGGGACACGUCUGGGUACGCUCGUCACCCAUGGCCACGCGGCUACUGCUGUGCGAGCACGCCGAGAAGCUGCAGGCGGCCGUGGUCCUGAAAAACCACCACAGCAAACACGGCGAGCUGGUCAAUCGGGCCAUCGGCAUCGCACUGCACAAGAGCAACGCCACCGUGCCACCAGGUCUUACUGGGGCUGAUAUUUUCUUCCGGGAGGUUUCACAGAUCUCCACCAUCUUUGAUUGUCUCCUGGAAGAGGAAGAGAGGAGCUUGAAGGAGAACCCUGUGGACUCAGUGCAGUGGGCUGAGGUGGUUCUGACUGUCAACACAAUCAUCAAGGACAUGCUUCAUGCAGCCGGUCAUUACAGAGAGAGCAAAGCGUCCAUUUAUAGAGCGUCUGAACACGCCGCCGCAGACGUAGAAUACAUCCCGUGGACAGCUCUGAGUGGCGCGGGUGGCAUCCGAACAGUUAUCUCCCGACAACACGAGCUCAUCCUGCGCUCCAUGUACCCCCACGCCGACUCGGAGCUGCGCAGUGUGCUGUGUGAGCAGCUGGUGGCGCUGUUAGACUUCUACUUGGGCAGCUAUGUGUCUCAGCUUAACUCUCUGAAACAGCAGGAGCAAGAGCGCUACAACACCCUGGAAAUGGAGUACAGUCAACGGCGAUCAGAGCUACUGGCGCCACUAUUGGAGUUAGGUCAGUACCAAUGGGUGGCGGCACUGGCUGAAAAGUACUGCGACUUUGACAUCCUGGUCCAAAUGUGCGAGCUGACUGACAACCAGAGCCGCCUGCAGCACUACAUGAGCAAGUUCGAAGAGCAGAACUUUGCGGACUUCCUGUUCCGCUGGUACAUGGAGAAAGGCAAGCGAGGCAAGCUUCUGUCCCAGCCGGCCACUCAGCACCAGCAGCUGGCGGGAUUCCUCCAAGCGCAUCAACACCUCAGCUGGCUACACGACAUACAUGUGCAACACUACCACACUGCUCAAAAAACGCUGUACAAACAAGCCAACCUGGAGACACGGUAUUUUGCCAAGAAGAAGACACUGCUGGCUCUCAGCAAGCUAGCGGCGCUGGCAUCAGAUCUCCCGGAAGACGAGCGUAGCAAACAAGUUGACGAAAUUGUGGAGCAGGAACGCUUCCUGCUACACCAGGAGACGUUACCAAGGCAGCUUUUGGAGGACAAGCAGCAGAACCCUGACACCAUGCCGCUUCUCAGUGCAUACCAGUUGGUCCAACUUUACAUCUGCGACGACAACCGGCGAGCCAAUGAGUAUGACUUCAAGAAGGCUUUGGAUCUCCUGGAGUACAUUCAAGAGGAAGAUGACAUCAACAUCCACUCGCUCAAGUGCCAAAUCUUUGGAAAAGCGCUCAGACGGGAUGAUUGGUCUCACGCUGACUGCAACGACGACCCUCUGGAGGCGGCCAAGGACAGCGUUUUUGUCAAAAUCCUGGUCAAGCUCAUUGACGAAGGUGUUGGACUGCAGACGUACCUGCCAGAGGUCAAGGAGCUGCUGGAGCUAGACGAACUGAGCCCUCUCAAGUCCAAAGCGUACUUUGAGUUUGUGUUGCGGGCAAAUUAUGAACAUUACUUGCAGGCGCAGAUGUGA
This is a messenger RNA of Nerophis lumbriciformis (worm pipefish), 3390 nucleotides long. The record is from RefSeq and is a predicted model, not a curated record. Lineage: Eukaryota; Metazoa; Chordata; Actinopteri; Syngnathiformes; Syngnathidae.